Hansenula anomala is the source of this 948-nucleotide messenger RNA. Its product is annotated as lipase family protein. The transcript has 2 exons. Lineage: Eukaryota; Fungi; Ascomycota; Saccharomycetes; Phaffomycetales; Wickerhamomycetaceae. Gene Ontology annotation, biological process: lipid metabolic process. The coding region runs from base 1 to 948 and encodes 315 amino acids. The record is from RefSeq and is a predicted model, not a curated record.
AUGGUGCUGAUAUCAACAAUAACAAUCUGUCUAACCCAUUUCCUCCCACUGGUGCUCUCAUUCCAACUAAUUUCUCAAUCCCUUUAUGAUGACUUGGUUGCCUAUGCUCAUCUAAUGGAUAUAGCUUAUUGUAUUUCUCAUAUAUCCAAGAUCCAACCACCAUUCCAAUGUGAUAAUGACUGUUCAGAUUUCCCACAAACUCAAGUUAUUCAACAAUGGACAUCUGAUGAAUUUACACUAUCAUCUUCAAAUUUCCCCACAACUGGGUAUCUUGCAAUAAAUCAUGAUAUGAAACUGAUAAUCUUGGGACUCCGAGGUACGAGAUCUUUCAAAGAUACUAUAAUUGAUAUCAAUACAGAUAUGUUGUUAUUGAAUGAUGUUUGUGUUGGUUGUAAAAUUCAUAAAGGUUUUUAUUAUUCAUUUUUGAAAACUUGGAACAUUAUAUCAAUAGAGUUAGUUAACUUAAUUAAUCAAUACCCAGAUUAUAAAAUAUUAAUCAUGGGUCAUUCCCUUGGUGGUGCAAUUGCCUUAUUAUUGGGGAUGAAGACUCUUGAAUUUAAUAAAACUUUACUAGUCAUUACAAUGGGACAACCAAAAAUUGGUAAUCUGGUUUUAACAAGACAUUUGGAUCAAUUAUUUGGGAUAAAUACUGAUCAAUUCAAUCUUGAUGGGAAAUUAAUAAGAGUUACUCAUAAAAAUGAUCCAGUUGUUAAAUUACCAAUAAGUGAUAAUUAUUUCAUCUUUGAUAGGUAUUCUCAUUGUUCAAAUGAAGUUUUCAUUGAUGAAGAAUAUAAUCAUGGUGCUCUACCUGAUCUAAACAAUAUAUUACUUUGUGAUGGUGCUGAAGAUAUUCAAUGUUCAUACGGUAUGAGUUUUACAAGAGAUAACACUGAGCAUUUGGAUUAUUUUAGAACUAUGGGGAAAUGCGGAGUUUCAUUAAUAACAUAA